AUGAAUGAGAAAGGGGAACCAACCUUCUACUCACAUUCCCAUCAGACGUGGUCGACCAUAGACCUCACCUUCAUCAAUCCAAAAGCGGCAGAACACGACGCAGCCAAACAUUGGAGAGUGGACCAAACAAAGGCAUUCGGCUCAGACCACUUUGCGCUGAGAUGGGAGCUAGACUACGGCAAAAGAGAAAUCGAAAAUCUCACAGGUAAACAUUUCAACUUCAAGGAUGCUGACCCUCAGAAGUGGAAGGAGGCUUUCAAGAAAGUGAUUGAGUCGAACAAUGCUGAUCUCAUGCCGCUGCUCGACCUGAAGGCCACCUUCACAGUGGCCCAACUCGACAAGGCAACAACACAGGUAACGAAAGCGAUGCAGGAGACUAACGAAACCACAGUGCCCACACGGAAACCCCACGAUCGGGCAAGGCCAUGGUGGAACAAGGAGUUAGACAAAGCCACAAUGCGAAUCGCAGAACAGCGGUCUCUCAACCUCGUACACCAGAAGCGAUGGGGUAAGCAGUCUGCCAAUGUAACUUCGCUGAUCAAGAAAUCGCAGAACUACUUCAAGCGUCUCUACAAGUCAGCGCACGCACAGUGGCUGACAUCAACACUAGAAGAAGCCACCACAAAGGACAUCUGGAGCUUCCCGAAGUGGGGCAAAGGAGUACGUACCUAUCCAUCCCCAGCCAUAUCUCAGGGACCAGGCCGGGAACCGGCAGUACAACACAGCGACAAGUGUGACGCUCUACGGGACGAGCUCUUCCAACCUCCCCCACCAUUACAAGGAGCAGCAUACCCCGAUUUGACAGCCGCCAUGGCAGGAGACCUCCCGGAUAACGACGUGACAACAGACGAAGUACACCAAGCAAUCUAUGACCAGGGAGCCGACAAAGCCCCGGGAUUAUCACAAGUCCCAUUCCGCCGGAUCAGAUGGGCAUGGGAGGUAAAAGCUGACCUGAUAACCGCACUGAUGCACCACUGCAUCAAGAUAGGCUAUCACCCCAAGGAAUGGCGCAAGUCCAUUGCGGUCGCUCUGGCUAAGCCACGCAAACCAGAUUACUCCAACCCGAGAGCCUACCGACUCAUCCAACUCCUGGAAUGCCUAGGCAAAGUCCUGGAAUGCAUUGUAGCCAACCGCCUUGCAUACCUCGUCACAGUACACAACCUUGUACCAGCCAACCAAUUCGGAGGACGCCCGAGCAGCUCCACAGAUGAUGCAAUACUCACCUUUGUCAAUGAUGUAGAGGCUGCGCAGAACCACGGUAAAGUCACUUCUGCACUAACAUUUGAUAUCAAGGGAUUCUUCGACUUCGUCAACCACAAACGGUUACUCACAGUCAUGCGCGAGAAAGGCAUCCCACUACAACUAGGGUCCCCGGUAUCUCCCAUUCUAUCCAUUCUAUACGCUGCUGAAAUACUCGAGAUCUUCGAACAGAAAGCCAUAGUGGACACACAAGCCAAGGCAUCCGGGCUCAAACUACCCGACAAACCAACGGCCGUCCACCUCGUUAUGUUCGUGGAUGAUGGAAAAUUGUACGUCUCCUCAGACUCAUUCCUUACUAACACCAGAAUAUUAGGAAUCGCAUAUACGGAGGUUGCGAACUGGCUCGAGGGCAUAGGCCUAGCCCCCGACAUGGUCAAGCGCGAACUCAUGCACUAUUCCAAGCGAUGCCGCGUGGAUGGCGAUGCACCGCCCAUCACCCUCCCUGACGCGAAGGGCGAACCUACCAUCAUCAAGGCUGAAACCACGACGAAGUGGCUAGGCGUACACUUAGACCGCAGACUAACAUUCGACUUUCACGUCAAACAGAUUGCCGGCAGAGCAGAGAAAACAAGCCACCUCCGGACGCUUUACACCGCAUGUGUCCGCCCAGUCAUGACGUACGCAAGCGCGGCAUGGUGGACGGGCAAGAAAGUACACGAACAUUGGUUAGAACGCGUCCAACGACGAGCACUGCGACUUAUCUGCGCAGCGUUCCGUACUACCCCAAUCGUAGCUCUCGAACUUGAGGCUUCGAUACUCCCGAUCCGACACCACCUCGAACUGACUAGCGACCGCGCGGCGACCCGGUUCAACAAACUAACCCCAUUCAACCCAAUUUUACAGCGCCUACCGGAUACAUGGAGAAGUGUACACACACAGAACAGGAUACCAGGCCCACCACUGCCAACGCACUGGAAGGUCACAGCCAGACGGAAGUCCCCGCCGAAGUCUACACGACUGACCCGACUGGCGCUACGAUCUGACCCACUCGCCGAACGCAUCCUCCCAUUAUGCCUACCACCAUGGAAGAAGACCAUGCAGGAAUACCAAGGACGUCUAGUGAUCACACCGGCCCAGAAAGGCACAGCAAAAGAUGAAGCCAUGACGGCCCACAACAACAACAUAAAUGGCUCCAUGCUGGAAACAGCAGGGAGACGGCGAGUCGGAGCUGGAUACGUAGGCCUAAUCAACAUGAAGACUACCAUCCACCGCAAGAUCGGCAUGGGCAAGAAGGCAGAGGUAUACGACGCGGAACUCGCUGGCCUUGCAUGGGCGGCGCGCGAUGCUACCCACUAUAUCCAUACGACUAACCAUGCUGUCCAACACCUCCACUUCUAUGCGGACAACACCUCCGCCAUCUCGACAAUUUUCGAACCGAAGACAGGCCCCGGGCAAGGCCACGGACGCAUCUUCAGACAGACCAUCACGGAGUUCCUCGAUGCGAACCCUGAGAACACCGUGGAGAUCGCGUGGUCCCCAGGACACAAGGGCAUUAUCGGCAAUGAACGAGCAGACAAACUCGCCAAGCAAGCCACGAAGAUCGUCGACGGCACGUUCACGACCACACGCGCCCACGCGCUGCGCCGAGCGAACGAAAAAGCUUUCGAGAGGUGGACGGCGGAAUGGAAAAAGACGGCGCCCACUGGACGAUUUGCAAGUGCGAACCGCCUACCCCCACAGACACACCCACGCAAACCGUUCACGGACCUCCCGAGAGAGGUCUUUGGAAGGCUGGUCCAAUGCCGAACUGGCCAUGCAUUCCUAGGCGAGUAUUAUGCACAAUUCGUCCCUUCUGAAACAGUUGACUGCCCCUGCGGCGCCCACUUCCAGACACGAAAACACAUUUUACAGGACUGCCCUCGAUACAACAACUACCGACAUAUCCUACGCGAGGCCAGCAAGACCAUCGACAUACCCACCAUCCUAGGCACGACCGCCGGAAUCGCAGCGCUCGGCUGCUUCCUACAGGAGAGCGGGGCCCUGACGAAGACCGGAGUGAAGAGGAAGGAGGCGAAGAUUGCACAGUGGGAAGAUGAGGAGGAACCCGCGCAAGACGAAUGGAACGAGAGCGCCUCGGAGAGAGAGUCCAACAGCGACGACGACGUCGACGAAGCAUAG
This is a messenger RNA of Sparassis crispa, 3378 nucleotides long. RefSeq lists its product as hypothetical. NCBI's taxonomy places the organism in Eukaryota, Fungi, Basidiomycota, Agaricomycetes, Polyporales, Sparassidaceae. The record is from RefSeq and is a predicted model, not a curated record. Bases 1 to 3378 code for a protein of 1125 amino acids. Gene Ontology annotation, molecular function: nucleic acid binding; RNA-DNA hybrid ribonuclease activity. The transcript is spliced from 4 exons.